Messenger RNA from Cyprinodon variegatus (sheepshead minnow), 1953 nucleotides. RefSeq names its product proheparin-binding EGF-like growth factor (gene hbegfa). The coding region runs from base 187 to 900 and encodes 237 amino acids. The transcript is spliced from 6 exons. The record is from RefSeq and is a predicted model, not a curated record. Gene Ontology annotation, biological process: positive regulation of mitotic nuclear division; positive regulation of cell population proliferation; epidermal growth factor receptor signaling pathway. NCBI's taxonomy places the organism in Eukaryota, Metazoa, Chordata, Actinopteri, Cyprinodontiformes, Cyprinodontidae.
AGCUCUGGACGUCUAAGCUCUCUAGGCGGAAUAAAUCUAAAAAUAAAAAAUAAAAAAAAGAGAAAGGAAAGACAAGACAUCCAGACGGGAAAAAAGUUGGAGAAGAGAGGAUAUUUACUGGAAUACAACCUGUUGCUGCUUUACUUUAUAUCUAAGCUGGCUGCUGUUUUUAAAAGAUUGGACACCAUGAGGAUUUUCCCCGUUGCGCUGCUGCUUGUUCACAGUCUGGUUAUGUCCAGACUGGCCAGUGGGGCUGCCGUGGACAGGUACGAAGGCGAGAGGCAGCGGCACACGUCUGUCUUCAACCUUAUGGAAACCACCAGGGACAACAGAGUGGAGGAGGAGCGGCACACAGGUGCCACAACAGUACAGCACGGCCAGGAAGGCCAGGAAGACGAGUAUGAUGACGAAUACUACUACGAUGAUGAGGCCGAGGAGGAAAUGUCUGGAGACUAUGACAUGGAUCUGCCACGAGUCGCGAUGUCAAGUAAACCCAAAGACCCUUCAUCUUUACUGGAGACCGAAAACAAAGAAACAACACAAAGAAAGGGAAAGGGGAGAAAGAAGGGGAAAGGCAAAGGAAAGAAGAGGAAUCCCUGCCUGAAAAAGUACAAGGACUUCUGCAUUCACGGCACCUGCCAGUACCUCAGGGAACUCCGUGCCCCGUCCUGUAUCUGCGAACCAGAUUACUCUGGUGAGAGGUGCCAGCUUUUUACGCUGCCUUCGCAUACCCCAGAGGGCUACAGCAGAACCACGGCCUUGGCGGUGAUUGCUGUGGUGCUUUCGUCCGUCUGCCUCACCAUCAUUGGCUUGCUAUUAAUGCUGAGAUUUCACAAGCGUGGAGCGUAUGAUGUAGAGAGUGAGGAAAAGGUCAAGUUAGGUCUUGCGUCCAGCAACUGAAAACACAAAUGGAGUCAUGAAUGCAAAAAUUCUACCUCAACUGGAAAAAAAAAAACAGAAGUGUACUGCGACAGGAGUUCCAGGAAGAAGGAUGAACGUACGUGGAGAUGAGAAACGCGCUCAGAGGGACGUUCAGUUUCAGAUCGACUGCGGCCGACUCGAUCGGCGUCCCCGCAGUCGUCCAGGAGAGUAGAAGGCUUCCACUGGGAAGCAAAUUACUUAACGGCCAAUAAGGAUGGAAUCGGCAGGAAGUAAAGAAAAAGGAGGGAUGAUGUUUAGACUCUGCUCUGCUUCUUGACUGUGUGAAAAGAAAAACCUUUUCGAGUGGAGCUGAAAAAAUGUUAAAACAGCAAGUAUAGCUAAAUCUGGACUCUAUUUCUCUCAUGAGAGAAGAUUUUGUAUUUUCCUGCAAAUCUCUUUUUCUGUACAGUAAACGUUAUAUUUAUAAGUUUAAUUUAUUUAUUUAAAUGUAUUUAUAGGGAUUGUAUUCCCUCUAGUAGUUUUUAAAAUUCUAAUGUUACAAUUCUUUUUAUAUUUGCUAUUGAACAAUAUUUAUAAAAACAACAGAAAAAGAAAAUCGCAAGAGCUCUUUGAUUGAAUCAGAUUUUUAUUUUUUUUCUUCUCCAUUUAUUCAGCUUUAUUUAAGAUAAACCCAUAAAUAAGUGAUCCAAAGAAGUACAGGUAACAAACACCAAAUAAAUGUUUAUUUUUUAAUUUAAAAAGAAAAUUCUGUUUAUUUUGUUAUGGUGUGAACGGCAUUCUGGAAGCUUCCAUCUCAUACCAGGUGGGCUGGAUUAUUAGGCAGGGAAACCAAUAGAUCUAGAAGGGUUUUGGGCCUUUGAUGAAUGGCACAUAAGAGUUAAAGAUUAGGGGGUGCACCUUUCCCUCACCCGUCUUUAUCCUGCAGGCUCAGGAAUCAUAAGGCCAGAAAAUAAAUCUUUGGUUUCUUAAAAACAGGUCAGUAAAGGUUUUUUAUUUUUUUUAAGACCUCUGCACCAACUUUUUGAAUGGGCUAGCUUCUUUUCUUUUAAAACAAUGAGAACAGAGUCCAGU